Messenger RNA from Colius striatus (speckled mousebird), 3506 nucleotides. RefSeq names its product 5'-nucleotidase ecto (gene NT5E). Gene Ontology annotation, biological process: AMP catabolic process. The record is from RefSeq and is a predicted model, not a curated record. Gene Ontology annotation, molecular function: nucleotide binding; metal ion binding; 5'-nucleotidase activity. Gene Ontology annotation, cellular component: plasma membrane. Lineage: Eukaryota; Metazoa; Chordata; Aves; Coliiformes; Coliidae. The transcript is spliced from 9 exons. The coding region runs from base 642 to 2348 and encodes 568 amino acids.
UAUGCCAAACCGCGAGCAACUCGUGAAUUUACAUUAAAACACUAGAGCUAUAAUUAAAUCAACCCUUUUCAGGGCUGAAAUAGCAUUCCUUUAUUUUAAGCGUCACGGGAGAUAAAAAGGAGGGGAGAGGAUGAAUGGAACCCUUAAACAUUUUCAUGUGAAGGUUUGGAAACGCCUUCCAGGGCCACUAAACAUUCACCAAGGCUUCCUACAAGCAUUGGAGUUUGUCCUUUCGCCGCUGGCUUGAAUUUCCAUCCCGUUUGACCUCCAGCAGCCGGCCGACAGCCCGUCCUCAGCCUGGCAGCAGCUGUGCCGCGGGGAAGGACCUCGGUGGAGAAGACGGGACAGAGGCGACUGGGCUGUACCCGGGCGCCGGGCAGUGCCUGGGCUUUAAGAGAGCCCCGAGGCGCGGCCGGCAGCUGGCUCGGCGUCUCGGCGCACCGGAGACGGUGCCCGGCAGCCGCCCCAAGCCGCCGCGGAGCACCUGCGGCCGCCGCCUCGCCCGACGAGCAGCCCGGCCGCGGGAUCCCCGGCGGUUCGGCCGCUCCCCGCCCAGCCGCUCCCCGUCCCGCCUCCCCUCCCCGCGCAGCCGCCCCCUUCUCCCCGCCGCCGCUCCGCAGCGACCGCGGAGCCCCCCCGGCAUGGCGAGGCGAGCGGGCGCGCUGUGCCUGUGGCUGUGGCUGUGUCGCUGCGCGGCGGCGGAGCUGCGGCUGACCCUGCUGCACACUAACGACGUGCACGGGCGCGUGGAGGCGCAGGGCGCGGGGCCGCGGGGCUGCGCGGGGCCGGCAGCGGGCUGCUUCGGCGGCGCGGCGCGGCGGGCGGCGCGGGUGGCGGCCGAGCGCGCCGCGCACCGCAACGUCCUGCUGCUGGACGCCGGGGACCAGUAUCAGGGCACCGUGUGGUUCACUCGCUUCAAGGGCCGGGAGGCAGUCCACUUCAUGAACCUCCUGCGCUACGAUGCCAUGGCUUUGGGGAACCAUGAGUUUGAUGAAGGCGUGAGUGGAUUAUUGGAUCCUCUUCUCAAAAAUGCCAAUUUUACCAUCCUGAGUGCAAACAUGAAGGGGAAAACCCCAUUAGGGAACGAAAUGAUGCAGUACGUUAAACCUUUUACGAUAGUACAUUUUGACUCGGAAGCAGUAGGAAUUGUUGGCUACACUACAAAGGAAACUUCUUUUCUUUCACAGCCAGGGAAUGAUGUAAUCUUUGAAGAUGAAAUUGAAGCAUUGCAAGUACAAGUGGACAAACUUACUGCUAUGGGAGUGAACAAAAUAAUUGCACUAGGACAUUCUGGUUUUACUGUGGACAAAAACAUUGCCCAGAAGGUGAAAGGAGUGGAUGUUGUAAUUGGAGGACAUACAAACACGUUUCUCUAUACAGGCACUCCUCCCUCUACUGAACUGCCAGCUGGCCCCUACCCCUUCAUGGUUGACUCGGAUGAUGGGAGGAAGGUGCCAGUUGUACAAGCUUAUGCUUACGGAAAAUACCUUGGUUACUUAAACGUUACAUUCGACAAGAAUGGAAACGUAAUUGAAGCAGUUGGAAACCCUAUUCUGUUGGACAGCAGUGUUCCUGAAGAUGAGCAAGUUAAAGUGGAAGUGGAAAAAUGGAGAGAACACCUGGGGAAUUAUUCUAAAGAGAUUGGAAGAACGAGUGUUUACCUGAACGGGACAAGCCAAGCGUGUCGUUUCCAGGAGUGCAACAUGGGGAAUUUGCUGUGUGACGCUGUGCUUUAUGAGAGCAUUGGACGUCCGGAUAAAAAGUCCUGGAACCACGUUUCGAUGUGCAUCCUGAACGGAGGUGGGAUACGGUCACCCAUUGAUGAACACAGCACUAAUGGUAGCAUUACUCUAGAAGAUUUGCUGUCUGUUUUGCCCUUUGGAGGUCGAUUUGAUUUGGUAAAGCUAAAAGGCUCCACUCUGAAAGAAGCUUUUGAGCACAGCGUGCACAGAUACGGGGCAGCAAGCGGGGAGCUGCUGCAGGUUGGAGGAAUCCACGUGGUCUACGAUCUCUCCAGAGCCCCAGGAAGCAGAGUUGUCAGCUUGGAAGGGCUUUGCACAGCCUGCAGAGUCCCAGCCUAUGUCCCACUCCAGAUGAAUGAGAUAUACAACGUGACGCUUCCGUCCUACAUGUUAUUUGGAGGAGACGGGUAUCUCAUGAUCAAGGACAAAAAUCUGGGAUAUAGUAAAGGUGAAACUGACAUUGAAGUGGUUUCCCGUUACCUCCAGAGGAUGAAGACUGUUUACCCAGCGGUUGAAGGUCGGAUAAGGUUUUCUUCUGGAAGUCAUCUUGAAGCAAGUCUUACCCUGAUUUCUCUGUUCUUCACUGGAACGUUCUUGCACACUUGAUUUUUCCUCACUGUAUUUUUGUUUGGAGGACGGCAGGAAGAGAGAUGAAGCUGACCGAGGGAAAAGAGAACCCUUCUCCUUGCUUAGACCUUAAAUGAACGAGCGUUUGUGUUUCUGCAUGUUAACAGUAAAGGGCACAAUGGAAUCUGGCAGAGUCACUGGAGCACACUGUGCAGAAAGAGGGGGCAGAAUUCAUGACUUCCCUUCAUUUGAAUUGGCAGGUACCUGCAAUUCACUUUGAGGUUUCAAGAAGCAAAGUUGCAGCGACCGUUAACGCUCCAUCGUAAAACAGCUGACCAAAACGCUGCAUUUUUACCCUGUCAAAAGUCCUUUAGCUGCUUUAGAUAGCGAGUUGAUUACAAAUCUUGAUCCCAGUGAUGUAAACAAACUUCUAGAAAUGGAUUUAUUAUAGGUGUAUAUACCUUUGGUCUCCACUCAGGGUUAAAUUCUACUUUGCUUCCAGUGAUAUUUAUCGUACCCACAGCACUGCCUGAGAAGAGCUGGAUGAAACUCAGUGUCAUUAAAAGCAUGACAUCCAUGGACAUGCAAUUAAAAGAAGUCUUUUCCAUUUUGCUUUUGAAGAUGUUGGCCAUUAAUAAAGGAUGUAUGAAGGCUUGAUCUGGUUUUGAUCAAACUUGAACAAAUAGAGUGUAUGUGCUUCACUAUGUCACGACCCGUUUGGGGACUGUAUCUAGAGUUGAGAACACAAUCUAUGGUUAUGUUUCAGAUGAAUAUGCACAAUUUCACACCUCUUUUCAAAGCACAGGACUCCUGACUAUGACCCAGCCUCUGCAACAAUCUGAGAUAACAUGGAUACACGUGUGGACUCUGCCGUGUCCUCAAAAGGAGCCUCACAAUGGGGCUAGUUACAACAGAGCCUGGCUUUCUUGCCCUUGUGAGAACUCAAAAACCUGACUCUUGUAGGGGGAGGCUCUUCAAAAAUACACAGUUGUAAGAGACAGGCUAAAGACUAUAAAAUCCAAUGUAGGAUUAAAUGCUACGUGUAGUCAUUGCUGACACUUCAUGGAGGAGUGAUUGCACACAGACCAGUGCAAACAAUGAUUGUUCUUUCAGGGGUCCCCCUUUGGAGUUUUGACAUCAACGUGUUUCCAUGUUGUUUAUUGCCAUAUUAAACUGAUCUUCAGUGUUUUGAAUAAA